Molecule: messenger RNA, 852 nt
Organism: Aspergillus ibericus CBS 121593
Lineage: Eukaryota; Fungi; Ascomycota; Eurotiomycetes; Eurotiales; Aspergillaceae
Product: pyrroline-5-carboxylate reductase family protein
Exons: 2
Coding region: 1-852 (283 amino acids)
Biological process (GO): L-proline biosynthetic process
Molecular function (GO): pyrroline-5-carboxylate reductase activity
Source: RefSeq, a predicted model, not a curated record
AUGUCCCUCCAAACCAGCACUCUCGCCUUCCUCGGCGGCGGCAACAUGGCCUCCGCCAUCAUCUCGGGCCUCCUCCGCAAAUCCGUCCCGGGGAGCAACAUCCACGUCUCCGAGCCCUGGGAAGUCAACCGCAACAAGAUCGCCUCCUUGGGUGUCCAAACCACCACCUCCAACGUCACCGCCGCCUCGUCCGCCUCGAUCGUGAUCAUCGCUGUGAAGCCCCAAGUCGCCAAGGCCGUGUGCGAGGAACUCAGCGCCGCGUGGUCCUCCCGGGAGACUCUCCCCGUGGUGGUGAGUAUCGCGGCGGGCAUCACGGUGCAGAGUCUACAGAGUUGGUUGAGUAAGGGGAACAAUGGUCGCGUGCCGGGCGUGGUGCGCGUCAUGCCGAAUACCCCUGCUUUGGUGACGGAGGGUGCGAGUGGCGCGUUUGCGGCGAAGGAGGUGAGUGAGCAGGAGAGGAAGUUGGUCGAGGAGUUGUUGGGCAGUGUGAGUCGGGUUACGGAGUGGGUGGAGAAGGAGGAGUUGUUGGAUGUGGUUACGGGUGUUUCGGGAUCCGGCCCUGCAUACUUCUUCGCCAUGGUGGAACAUCUGGUUGCCAGUGCCACGGCCCUCGGAUUGACCAAGGAGCAGGCGACGAGGUUGGCAGCGCAGACGUGUCUCGGAGCGGGUAAGAUGUUGGUUGAGUCGGAUGAUGAGCCAGCGCAGUUGCGGAAGAAUGUCACCAGUCCCAAUGGAACGACAUUUGCGGCGUUGCAGACGUUUGAGAAGCUCGGGUUUGCCGAUACGGUCGAUCAGGCGGUUAAGGCGGCGACGGAUCGGGCGGCGGAGUUGGGCGAGAGUCUGGGAAAAUAG